AUGGCAACCGAAUCCUCAUUAUCCGCUCACUCAAACUUGAACCAGGAGAUGAAAAGGGAACGCCGUGAGACAUUUGGGGGCUCCGACGCGUCAAAGUUGGUGCCGGAGCUACAUGUUCCACAUAUUGACUUGAAUAAGUUUUUGAGUGGCAAUGAAAGUGAUGUCGAAGAGGCAACGAGGCUGGUGGACGAGGCUUGUAGAGAACAUGGGUUCUUUGUAGUGGUGAACCAUGGAGUUGAUAUGGAAUUGAUGAAAGCUGUUCAUGAGUGUAUGAAUGAGUUCUUUACAAUGCCUUUGGAUGUGAAGCAAAGGGCUCAAAGGAAGGAGUGUGGGAAAGCAUUGAACGAUCUGGGCAUGAAGAUAUUGGAGAUUUUGGGGCUGAGCCUUGGCGUUUCAAGAGAAUACUUCAAGAAUUUCUAUGAGGACAACGAUUCAAGAUUGAGGCUUAAUUAUUACCCACCAUGUGAGAAGCCAGAGGUUGUGUUGGGAACUGGCCCUCACACUGAUCCGACCUCCGUCCCAAUCCUUCACCAAGACCAUGUUAGUGGCCUUCAAGUGUGCGUCAAUGAUCAAUGGUAUUCAAUUCCUCCGACCCCAGAUUCCUUUGUCGUCAACAUCGGUGACACUUUCACGGUAUGUCACACAAAAUUACAAUUAGGGUUCUUUAUUUUCCAUCUUCCUUCUUCUAAACUCAACUAA
Cucurbita maxima (winter squash) is the source of this 699-nucleotide messenger RNA. Its product is annotated as gibberellin 20 oxidase 1-like. Gene Ontology annotation, molecular function: gibberellin 20-oxidase activity. Gene Ontology annotation, biological process: gibberellin biosynthetic process; flower development; unidimensional cell growth. The coding region runs from base 1 to 699 and encodes 232 amino acids. The record is from RefSeq and is a predicted model, not a curated record. Lineage: Eukaryota; Viridiplantae; Streptophyta; Magnoliopsida; Cucurbitales; Cucurbitaceae. The transcript has 3 exons.